Malurus melanocephalus (red-backed fairy wren) is the source of this 2432-nucleotide messenger RNA. Its product is annotated as mucin-5AC-like. Gene Ontology annotation, cellular component: extracellular matrix. The record is from RefSeq and is a predicted model, not a curated record. The transcript has 11 exons. Lineage: Eukaryota; Metazoa; Chordata; Aves; Passeriformes; Maluridae. Bases 280 to 2322 code for a protein of 680 amino acids. Gene Ontology annotation, molecular function: protein binding.
GUCCCCACUACCACAGCCACAGCCAGAGAGGGCACAACCAUCAUCGCUACCACGACAAGGACCUCUCCACCUGAGACAAAAGGCACAACCAGCACCAUCCCAACAACAACAGCCAUACCCACUCCAGCCACCAGCACUGCCAGCACCUCCAGGAUCACCGAGGGAAGCACUGCAACAGCCUCAGCCACCUCUGCUCCAGGUGAAACCUCCAUUGCAGUAACCAGAGCUGCAUCAUCUCCCACUGUAAUUUCUGAAAUUAUAAUCGGAACCACUACUGGAAUGACAGCUGUUCCCACUACCACAGCCACAGCCAGAGAGGGCACGACCAUCAUCGUUACCACCACAAGCACCUCUCCCCCUCAGACUGAAGGAACAACCACCGCCACCGAACCAACAACAGCCAUGCCCACUCCAGCCACCAGCACUGCCAGCACCUCCAGGAUCACUGAGGGAAGCACGACGAGAGGCACAGGCACCUCURUUCCUGGAGAAACUUCCACUGCAGGAACCCAGGCUUCAACAUCUGCAACGACAACUUCUGAAGGUAAAAUAAGAACCACCUUUGGCACCACAGCUGUCCCCAGUACCUCGGCCCCUGGCACAGAAGGCACAACUAUCGUCGGUACCACCACCACCAGCACCUAUCCCACUCAGACUGAAGGCACAACUGCCAUCGCCCCACCAACAACAGCUGUGCCCACACCAGCCACCAGCACUGCCAGCACCUCCAAAACCAGUGCAGGAAGCACCACAAYACCCUCAGCCACCUCUGCUCCAAGAGAAAUCACCACUGUUGCAACCCAGACUCCAACACCAUCAAGUUUUGUCUCCACUUCACCUGAAAUAAAAUUAAAAACCACGUCCAUGGCUGUCCUCACUACUACCCUUCCUCCAUCUAGAAGUACCAUAGGUGUUACAGGAACUCUUACAACAUACUUUUCUCCUACUGUAGAAAGUACUACCACUGUUUUCUCUGGCACCUCUGUCAGCCCAGUAACUUCAACUGGUACAUCAAGUCAUGUUACAACAAGCACUCCUACAACCUUCAGUUCUUCCACCAGCCCAUCUGUUACAUCCAGCAAAAUAACUCCAUGCUUUUGUCAUGUAUUUGACACUUUAUUUUCUCCUGGGGAAGUGGUGUACAACAGAACAGAUAGAGCUGGCUGUAAUUUUUAUGCACUUUGCAGCAAGGAAUGUGAGAUUGAGCCAUUCCAUGGGCCAUGUCCUUUGACAACUCCUGUCCCUUCAACUACACCACAAGCUACUUCACCAACCACAGCAACAACCCUCACAACUUCAGUAGAAAGAAACUGUACUGAUGUCAAUCCUUCACGAAAGCCUGGAGAGGAGUGGAUAAGUGAUUGCCAAAAGUGUGUCUGUGACUCCCUCACUGCUACUGUGCAAUGCCAGCCGCUCCCAUGCCAGACACCUCAGCAAACAACUUGUGACCUAGGAUUCGUUUCCAUGGCUGUACUACCACAGAAAGACCCAUGUUGUCCUGAAUUUGAAUGCCAACCAAUACCUGAUGUCUGUGUGAUUAACGGAACAUUGUAUACGGUUGGAAAGUCAGUAGUAAUCGAUUCAUGUAAGAAGUGUACCUGCAGUUCCGAGAAAGAUCCAGAGACCAAUGCAAACAUUAUGCAGUGUGAAACUGUUCAGUGUGAGACAUCUUGCCCACUGGGUUACCAAUACAUGAUCGAGGAAGGAGAGUGCUGUGGCAAGUGUAUUGAAGUAGCUUGCAAAGUCAAACUCAGUAACAACACUGUUCAAGUGCUCAAUGUUAAUGAGAUCCUGCCACUCGAUCAGUGCAGUCAUUACAAAUGUGAAAAAAUUGAAGAUCAGUUUGUUGCAGUCCAAACGAAAAAAGUAUGCCCUGAGUACGAGCCUGGGGAGUGCGAUCCUGAUGAAACAGAGACUACUCCUGAUGGCUGCUGCAAAAUAUGUAAACCUACAAAGUGCAAGCCUUACAGCAAGAAAACUGUGAUCCGCCAUGCUGACUGUGAGUCCUCUGAACCUGUUGAACUGUCAUAUUGUGAAGGAACUUGUCCUGGCUCCUCAGUGUACUCUCUUGAAGCAAACCAGAUGGAACACAACUGUGGUUGCUGCCAGGAACUCAGCACCGAAACAAGAGAAGUGACCCUGAGCUGCCGAAACGGAACCAGCAUAAAUUACAGCUAUCUCUACGUGGAAAACUGCCAGUGUGUGAAUGCUUGCUCUGCACAAGACUCUGCAGCACAAGACUCCCAAAUCCAACAAUUUGUAAAAUACAGCUCCCCAUUGCAACAGGCUGUAUCACUUGGUUCCCAAUGGCAACUCAGCUGAAGAUAUGAUCACUGGGAAAGUAAGCAGGGAUCCUAGGGAAGCKGGAAUCUUGUGUUCCCCAGAAUAAUCUGUGCUCCUUCUUUAAGAUUUUUUUUUCAUUUCUUACUUAU